Molecule: messenger RNA, 810 nt
Organism: Rotaria socialis
Lineage: Eukaryota; Metazoa; Rotifera; Eurotatoria; Philodinida; Philodinidae
Source: the annotation of a GenBank genome assembly
AUGGUUGACUUACGUAAAGUAAUGUUUGCAGCAGUGCUUAUGGCACUUGCUGUUGUUGCUAUUCAAGGUGACUCAGAAGAGUCUAACACUCCAUCCAGUACUUCGCCACUAGAACGUGCUGUUUGGUGCCGUACUCGUAAUAAUACGUAUCUUGCUCUUGGUGCAACAUAUAUGCAAUCCGUAUGCACAAUGUGCACAUGCACAAAAUCACGUGCUAUUCGUUGUUCAAGACUACAAUGCAUGCCAACAUACUGUGUCGAUGGCUCAGCUCCAACUCGUCAAUCUGACCAAUGCUGUACUCAAUGUGCAUAUUACCAAAGUUUUGCCAAUCAAACUACUUGCGUGAGCAACGGCAUAACUUAUCCACAUGGUGUACUUCUUAAAUCCGUAGAAAAUAAAAUGAAUUGUUGGUGUCAAAUGGGUAAUAUUGAAUGCCGUAGUUAUGGUUUUGGAAUUAUGCAGACUUUGGAUAUGUUGAGCGAUACGGCAUCGGUCUAUAUCGUUGUUAUGAUUAUAAUGAUUAUUCUGGUUGUUGGCCUUUUAUUAUGUUGUAGUUGUACAUUAUUCUCUUAUUAUUAUUAUCAGCGUUAUCAACAAAAAAUGCAACAACAAUAUAAUGAAUAUGUAAAUUCAGCUGGAUGGCAACCGAUGGAUGACGGGGAACAAAAUGCAGCUGAUAUGAGUGCAGAAGAGAAACGAAUUGAAGCAGAAAAAUUCCAAGCUACACCCGGUAUCACUGAAAUGGCUCCUCCACUGUAUGGCGUCUAUAAUAAUUCAUUUGUUCAUGCCGCUGAACAAAAACAACACUAA